This is a messenger RNA of Apodemus sylvaticus (European woodmouse), 1685 nucleotides long. RefSeq names its product glycolipid transfer protein (gene Gltp). Gene Ontology annotation, biological process: intermembrane lipid transfer; ceramide transport. The transcript has 5 exons. The record is from RefSeq and is a predicted model, not a curated record. Bases 122 to 751 code for a protein of 209 amino acids. Gene Ontology annotation, cellular component: membrane; cytoplasm; cytosol. Lineage: Eukaryota; Metazoa; Chordata; Mammalia; Rodentia; Muridae. Gene Ontology annotation, molecular function: ceramide 1-phosphate transfer activity; ceramide 1-phosphate binding.
UCGCUGCGAGGCGCGGGCGGAAGUGGCGACGCUGGCGUCCCGGGAGGCGGCGGGCGGCGACAGCCCGGGCGCGGACGCCCUCGGCGCGGGCUGGGGCAUCACCAAGGGCCUCGACCCCGAAAUGGCGCUGCUGGCCGAGCACCUGCUCAAGCCGCUGCCCGCAGACCGGCAGAUCGAGACCGGGCCCUUCCUGGAGGCGGUGGCCCACCUGCCGCCCUUCUUCGAUUGCCUAGGGUCCCCCGUGUUCACGCCCAUCAAGGCGGACAUAAGCGGUAACAUCACCAAAAUCAAAGCCGUAUAUGACACCGACCCAGCCAAGUACAAGACCCUGCAGAACAUCCUGGAGGUGGAGAAGGGCAUGUAUGGGGCGGAGUGGCCCAAAGUGGGGGCCACGCUGGCGCUGCUGUGGCUGAAAAGGGGCCUGCGCUUCAUCCAGGUGUUUCUGCAGAGUAUCUGCGACGGGGAGCGGGAUGAGAACCACCCCAACCUCAUCCGGGUGAACGCCAACAAGGCCUAUGAGAUGGCCCUAAAGAAGUACCACGGCUGGCUGGUGCAGAAGAUCUUCAAGGCCGCACUGUACGCAGCACCGUACAAGUCCGACUUCCUGAAGGCGCUCUCCAAGGGGCAGAAUGUGACUGAGGAGGAGUGCCUGGAGAAGAUCCGCCUCUUCCUGGUCAACUACACGGCCACCAUCGACGCCAUCUAUGACAUGUACACCAAGAUGAACGCGGAGCUCGACUACACGGUGUAGCCGCCCGGACACAGCCCCACGCGGGCACGAGCAACCAUCACUGUGAAUCAGGCUGGGAUCCUCGCUCAGUGCUGCCCGGCAGCCAGCCCGGGGCUGCAGGGGCGGCCUUAGCUUGUUAGAGGUCUUGUUUUCUUGGCUUGUGUUGUCUUGGCCUAUUCUAAUGGAGCAAUAAACACCUUCCACUCACUUCCCCAGCAGCUCGGCUGAGCUAGCAUCCUUCCAGUGUGGUUAAAACCAAUUAACGUUGCUAACAGGAAUUCCUAGGGUUUUGUCUUUUCCUCCCCUACCUUGCUCAGGGGAGCCCAGCUCAGGGGAGACGUACACCUCACCCAGCAGAGAAGCCUGGUCUAUCUGGCCCAAGGGUGUCUUGGAUGUUUGAAGGACAAUGGAGUCUGAUUGGAAGUUCAGCAGGGGCCCUAAUCUGGCUGUCCUUUAUAAGGCAAGCUGGCAGGUGGCAGGAACCUCACAGGGCUCACACAGCUGGCAAAACCAGCCCUGUCCCCCCCCCACUCCCUCCCUCCCUCCCCCCUUCUCUCUCUCCCCUUCUGUCUUUUGUCAGACAGGUUUUUGUUUUUCCCUGAAAUGUACCAGCAAGCCUUUUCAAGCGGCUGACUAGGCACACGAGGGUGACCACUCGUGACUGUAUUUGCAUUUUUCUGCAUAAUUACUUUCCUCAGGGUGGGCUCUUCCAACCUAAGAAACUGCCUGUCCUGGGAGCCCUCUGGCUGCAGAGACCCAAGAAACUGCCUUGCUGCCUUAACUGUCCUUCUGGAGCUGAAAGAGCUAUAUUUUUUAAAGUAUUGGGGUAAACACACCCUGAAAGAAUUGUUGUAUGUUUUAAAAAACAAAAAAACAAAAAACCCAAUGAGGAACAAUUGGUGAUUUUUAUGCAGAAACUAAAUAAUCCUUAAUAAAUCUAUAUUUUGAAAUCACA